CGCGUCCCCGCCGGCUUGCCGCGCGGGGAGGCGGGCCGGGGGCCGGCCGAGAUGGGAGAGAGCGUGUCCAAGAGGCUGAAGCUGCAACUGGGCGGCGAGGCGGAGAUGGAGGAGCGGGCUUUCGCCAACCCCUACCCCGACUACCAGCCCCAGGGAGCCGCGGCAGCCCACGGAGCGGCGGAGGCCCAGCGGGAUCGCGCGCUGCUGCCGCCGGCGUCGGAGGACGCUCUCCCCUUUGGCGCGGACGGGAAGGUCAGUGCUCAGUUCACAAAACGGAUCCAGACAAAAAUCAAGGACCUUCUGCAGCAAAUGGAGGAAGGGCUGAAGACAGCAGAUCCCCACGACUGCUCUGCCUAUACCGGCUGGACUGGCAUUGCCCUCUUGUAUCUCCAACUGUACCGUGUCACAAAGAACCAAAGCCAUUUGCAGCGAUCUCUAGAUUACGUGAAGAGAAUCCUUCGCAAUCUGAAUGGCAGACGAGUUACUUUUCUCUGUGGUGAUGCUGGGCCGCUGGCAGUGGGUGCAGUAGUUUAUCACAUGCUGAAAAAUGAAAGUGAAUCUAAGGAAUGUGUUGCUAGGCUGUUGCAGCUGCAAAGGACAGUCAUAAGCAUGGAUGCUGAACUUCCAGAUGAGCUGCUUUAUGGCAGAGCUGGUUACCUGUAUGCCUUGCUCUACCUGAAUACAGAAAUUGCUUCAGACACUGUUCCGCAGUCCAUUAUCAAAGAGGUAACAGAUGCCAUUAUUGAAUCAGGGAAAAACUUCUCGAAGGAGGAACGUAAAACAGAGCGUUGUCCUCUGUUAUAUCAGUGGCACAGGAAGCAGUACGUUGGAGCGGCCCACGGCGUGGCUGGGAUCUAUUACAUGCUAAUGCAGCCAAUUGCAAAUGUGGAUCAGGAGACCUUGACAGAGUUGGUGAAGCCAAGCAUUGACUAUGUGCGCCAUAAAAAAUUCAGAUCUGGGAAUUACCCAUCGUCAUUGAGCAAUGAGACUGACAGAUUGGUUCACUGGUGCCAUGGUGCCCCUGGAGUCAUCCACAUGCUCAUGCAAGCUUAUAAGACUUUUAAAGAGGACAAGUACUUGAAAGAUGCUAUGGAGUGUAGUGAUGUCAUCUGGCAAAGAGGUUUAUUGAGAAAAGGCUACGGGAUCUGCCAUGGUACUGCUGGCAAUGGCUACUCCUUCUUGUCUCUCUAUAACCUAACUCAGGACAAAAAGUACCUCUACCGAGCUUGCAAGUUUGCUGAAUGGUGUUUGGAAUAUGGUGCACAUGGAUGUCGUAUUCCUGACCGUCCUUAUUCUCUUUUUGAAGGUAUGGCUGGAGCUAUUCACUUCCUCUCAGAUAUUUCAGUACCAGAAACUUCCCGGUUUCCAGCGUUUGAACUUGGACCUCAGAGGAGAGAAGACAAAAUGGAACAGGACAGCUAAAGGGUUCUUUGGAAAGUAAACACAUGCCAAAAGAGAUGAGACUGUUUAGUGCCUCUGAUAUAGAGCCAACAUAACCCUAAGCUGAUUGAUGGAUAAACCGUUUCUCACUUCUCCUGCCCCAAGGGACAUGAAGUCCUUAGAGCAUGAAUUGAGAGAAGCUACAUUUAAGUUCUGUUAAAGUGACACCUUCACAUGCAGAACGAGAGAAGUCAAAUUUGAACUUUCUCUCUUUCAUUGUAUUUGUCUUCUUCAGGUCUUUGACAUGACCUGCAUGUUUAUUGGUGUUGUCUGUUGAUUCGAGUCUGUUGUUGUUAGCAAAGAGCUGUUCUCUGUGUGAAGCUCUGUCCUGUACCUUCAUGCAUGACCUGUAACAACAGUGUUGCUUUCUGCAGUGUGGUUAGCCUGAGAGCUCCACUUUAUGCCAGAGAGUUCACUGUAAGCGAGUACUCAGCUUCACUAGUGAGCUGACAACUUCAAAAAGAGAUGGAAAACAUGCUUUUCUUCAUUGCUUUCUACAUUUUUCUCCUCUACAGUCCCUAGGUCAUGGAGAUCAGCCUUGCCUGAUGAAUUGGUAUGAGGCCUUCUCAGUUUUCAGGAGUGUAUCAGGUUAGAUGUGGCCUGUGGCCUGACUUUUCUUUUGCUGUUUUAGGAGCUUUUUUUUUUUUGAGAGAGAAAGAAAGA
Molecule: messenger RNA, 2103 nt
Organism: Tympanuchus pallidicinctus (lesser prairie-chicken)
Lineage: Eukaryota; Metazoa; Chordata; Aves; Galliformes; Phasianidae
Gene: LANCL2
Product: LanC like glutathione S-transferase 2
Exons: 9
Coding region: 52-1422 (456 amino acids)
Biological process (GO): peptide modification; carbohydrate metabolic process
Cellular component (GO): plasma membrane
Source: RefSeq, a predicted model, not a curated record